AUGUUCAUGGUGACACGUUUGUCACACGUUGCUCAUGUAUGGCCGGAUACCUAUGAAAAGCUGACGAUCAGCGACAACAUAUUUUUCCGAAAUCAAAUUAUAUCAGUCCGGAGACUAUAUGCACCAGUGGCUAUUGCUAUUGGCCUAAUGAUAUUGUUUCCGAAAUUAAUACUCCUGCUCCGGAUCUUCUUCGCGAAAGUAUCGUUCUGGAGGGCAGCAACCGCUGAUAUGCUUAUCGGAUUGGUCACAAUGUUUUAUACUUCCAUCACU
This is a messenger RNA of Gongylonema pulchrum, 270 nucleotides long. Lineage: Eukaryota; Metazoa; Nematoda; Chromadorea; Rhabditida; Gongylonematidae. The record is from the annotation of a GenBank genome assembly.